GGACCGUCGGACGUCGGACCUCGGCGCUCAGUCGACUGCUCACAUCGGCUGUGAGUAUUCGUCGCUGCGAGUGUCUGGCGGCCAGGAGGAUAAUGCGCCACGCGAAAUUUUAGUGUUAAACUACCUUGGUUCGGCGUGAGCAAGUGUCGCAUUCCUUUAGCUCACGGUUUUCUCGAGAAAAUCGAGGAGCUGCUGAUAGACGAUGGCGUCGCUCAGGUUGCUCGUAGCUGGAGCGAGUGCCGUGGGUGCCGGUACCCUUACCUCGUACUUCCUUUUGUCAGAUAACACGGUACACGCCGAGGUCAAGGAGGGAAAACCAAGGCCGCCUCGGAGGACUUUGCCGACACGAGAGGAUCAAGUGAAGACUCUGAAAUCGCAAGAUUACGAUGUGCUGAUAAUCGGAGGUGGGGCGACGGGGGCAGGAUGCGCUUUGGAUGCUUGCACUCGAGGCUUGAAAACCGCGCUGAUUGAAGCCGACGACUUUGCAUCCGGCACGUCGUCCCGGAGCACCAAGUUAAUUCAUGGCGGCGUGCGAUACCUGCAGAAAGCGAUCAUGCAGCUGGACGUCGAGCAAUACAGAAUGGUGAAAGAGGCGCUUCACGAGCGUGCGUCGAUGCUGCAAAGCGCGCCGCAUCUGGCCCAUCCGUUGCCUAUUAUGCUGCCGGUUUACACAUGGUGGAAGAUUCCUUAUUACUGGUUCGGCAUUAAGAUGUACGAUCUGGUUGCGGGUAGCAAAACGGUCAAAUCGUCAUAUUACUUGAGUAAAUCAAACGCUCUGGAACUUUUUCCGAUGCUGAAAGGCGACAAACUGAGCGGAGCUAUUGUCUAUUACGAUGGCCAGCAAGAUGAUGCUAGGAUGAAUCUGGCGGUCGCUCUAACAGCUUCCAGACAUGGGGCAACAGUCGUAAAUCACGUUAAAGUAGUCAAUUUAUUGAAAGGUCUCGACAGGGAUGGGAAGCGAGUCCUUGUGGGAGCUCACCUUAAAGAUGAACUCACGGGAGAGGAAUGGGAUGUAAAGGCCAAGGCGAUAAUUAAUGCGACCGGCCCCUUCACCGAUCAUAUCAGGAAGAUGGACGAUCAAAAUGUCCAGUCUAUCUGCUGUCCGUCUUCCGGCGUUCACAUAGUGUUGCCUGGAUAUUACAGUCCCGACCAAAUGGGUCUACUUGAUCCAGCGACGAGUGACGGCCGAGUCAUCUUCUUUUUGCCGUGGCAGAAGCAAACAAUCGCAGGAACGACCGAUUUGCCCUGCGAGGUAACGCACAAUCCUCGGCCCACGGAGGACGAGAUCAUGUUCAUUCUGCAGGAAGUGAAAAAUUAUCUGAACCCAGAUGUCGAGGUGCGCCGCGGAGACGUUCUCUCUGCCUGGAGUGGUAUUAGGCCGCUCGUUUCUGACCCGAAUAAACCGAACACGCAGUCGCUCGCUAGGAAUCAUAUUGUGCACGUUAGUUCUACGAACCUCAUCACGAUAGCAGGUGGCAAAUGGACGACUUACCGAGCGAUGGCUCAAGAAACCAUUGACGCGGCCAUAGACGCUUGCAACCUAGAGCCAGAAAGACCUUGCCAGACUGACGGGUUUCUUCUGGAAGGCGCUCAGGGCUGGACCCCUACGAUGUACAUUAGAUUGGUACAAGAUUUCGGUCUGGAAUGCGAAGUCGCGCAACAUUUGUCCAAGAGCUAUGGAGAUCGUGCGUUUGCCGUAGCUAAAAUGGCUUCGCUUACGGGAAAACGAUGGCCUAUUAUCGGAAAGAAGAUUCAUCCGGAAUUUCCGUACAUCGACGCUGAAAUACGUUAUGGUGUGCGGGAGUAUGCUAGAACCGCGAUCGACAUGAUCGCGCGUCGAUUGCGACUCGCCUUCCUCAACGUCCAAGCGGCUCAAGAGGCAUUGCCAGGCAUCAUAGACAUCAUGGCCGAGGAGUUACAUUGGUCCGCGGAGGAGAAAAAGAAGCAACAACGCGAGGCCAGUGAGUUUCUCGCUCAAGAAAUGGGUCAGAUGGUGAACCGUGCUUCCCGCGACAAGAUUCCCAUCAAUCUCACCAAGGACGAGAUUCAACUCUACAUCAAGCGCUUCCGCAUUAUAGACAAGGACAAGAAAGGAUACGUGUCUGUCAAUGACAUUAGGCGAGGACUAAAGCUCUUUGGAGAUAAGGAAGUACCGGGUGAAGAACUUCACGAAAUUCUACGCGAAAUCGACACCAAUAUGAACGGUCAAGUCGAAUUGGAUGAAUAUCUUCAGAUGAUGUCAGCUAUAAAGUCUGGCCAUGUGGCGUAUUCACGUUUCGCGCGGAUGGCUGAAAUGGAAGAAGCACAACACGAGAAGGAAAUGCUCAAGAAACAAAUAACUGUCGAGAGAUCAGGUGGAGGACUAUGAAGAAAUUCAUCCUUACGCUGCAAAAUUUUUGAAUAUUUUAAUCUUACACUUAAUUUUUUUUUCGACAAGUUUCAUUUUCGCGCGUUUGUUCAAGGCUAUCAAUUUAUUCGAUUAGGUGUAUCGUCGAAACGAAAUAAUCAAACAAUAUCCUGCGAAGUGAAACUCUCAUGAACAAUAUUUAAAAUAAUAUAUUAAUCUACAAAUGUUUCAUAGUAAAUUUACAACACCGAGUUUUUUGUACGCACGUCCAAUGUGCAGAUUUUUAUCGAUGGUAGGGAGAAAAUUUUUAUUUUCUCUUUGACGUGCGUGUAUUACUUGUGUGUAAUAUCUAUAUCUACAUGUGUAUAUUAUGUAAAAAAUGCAGCACAUUUGCAUUCUUUCUAUUUAUAUAUACAAUCACUGCUGAUGUGUCACAGCUGUAAUUGUAUUCUGCUCUUGUUAGGAGUAUACAUAACGUUGGAAUUUUACUAUUCUAAAUUGUCACAUUAUAGUAUUUUUAGCAUUACAAUUGUACAUUAUGUAUUAUUUAACUCGGAGCAAUUGCUCUCCUCGCCUGCACCAGAACUUAAUCUUCCGCAACAGAAUUGUGAAUAUAGCGUUACUGUAAGAUAUGUCUUCAGUACGUCAUUUUAAAGACAUUUUUGUCAUCUGGUCGUUGAGACUGAGUCGGGGUGAACUACAAUAGUGUAUAGUGACACUUACCGUCUUUGUAUCAUUACUAACGUACGCUGAGAUUGUACAAACUAUAAUAACUAUAUCAUGAGAAAUCAUCUAAUUUAUUAUCACUGUAAUAAGACAUACAGUGACAAGCGGAUUGUCUUGUAAUUUAUGUCAUCGUCAUCAUCGUAUCAAUAAAGCCAAAUGACAAACGAGUAA
Temnothorax curvispinosus is the source of this 3244-nucleotide messenger RNA. It is a transcript of the gene Gpo1, whose product is annotated as glycerol-3-phosphate dehydrogenase, mitochondrial. Gene Ontology annotation, cellular component: glycerol-3-phosphate dehydrogenase (FAD) complex; mitochondrion. NCBI's taxonomy places the organism in Eukaryota, Metazoa, Arthropoda, Insecta, Hymenoptera, Formicidae. Gene Ontology annotation, biological process: glycerol-3-phosphate metabolic process. The transcript is spliced from 12 exons. Gene Ontology annotation, molecular function: glycerol-3-phosphate dehydrogenase (quinone) activity; calcium ion binding. Bases 203 to 2368 code for a protein of 721 amino acids. The record is from RefSeq and is a predicted model, not a curated record.